AUGGAGACAUUAAUUGUAGGACCUAUGACUUACGAUUCUGCGUUCCCAGGCCUGAGACUCGAUAUGGAUCCGAAAGAGCGCUUUUAUAAACAGUUCCAAGCCGCCAUCACUGCACUCCAGGACGACGUCUCCCAGCUAAGCUCAGUUGCCUCAACGGGGGGUGAACGCCAAGAUGCCAUCGAAACCAUCUUAGCUGGUAUCUCCAGACUCUCUAAUGAGGUCUCGGAUGCCUCAGACUAUGUUCCUGCCUACGAUCAGAGGCUAUACACCCAGGCGCUCAAGGCUCUAACCGACCAGCUAAACGAGGAGACAUCCAAGCUUGCUCCCAAGAGCCGCUUUCAAUUCAAGUCUCGCGGCCAAGGUAGUUCCCUGUCAAGAGCCAAGAAUGACUCGAGAAUCAUACAGAAUCGCCCGGACGAGAUACCGUCAGCUCCUAUACAGGGCGAGACGGACUCACUGGGCGCAUUGCCGACAUUCUCCAAGAACUACAACGAGGAGAUGGCAAGGGCGGGCGGCUCGGGGAUCCGAAAGCCCAGCUUCUCGACUGCUCGAGACAUUGCUAUAUCAGACCAGACUGGUCUGCACAUCAUCCUACCGUCUACUGCUGCUCGCGCGACCUCCUCUGGUAGCUUGAAAAACCUCAAGGGAUGUAUUGUUGAUAUGUCUGUGCCCACAGCCAAAGGUGCUCCUUUUGCUAGUCUGGCACUCAAGAACAUUGACAACAGCCUCAUCAUAGCGGGCCAUGUGGACGGCCCUGUGCACAUUACUGGUAUCCGUAAUAGUAUUCUGGUGGUCGCAGCUCGUCAAGUUCGGAUACAUGAGUGUCAGAACCUCGACAUCUACCUCCAUUGCACGAGUCACCCUAUCAUCGAGGACUGCAGUGGGAUGCGUUUUGCCCCAAUACCUUCUUGCUUCAUGGCUCAGAAUGAAGCACCCGGAAAGAACCAGUGGGAUCAAGUGGACGACUUCAAGUGGCUGAAGGCGGAACACUCCCCUAACUGGAAAGUGCUACCCGAAGAGGAGCGGAUUGUAGAGGAUAUUUGGAAGAACACCGUCCCUGGUGGUCCCGGAGUUCACGUAGAUGAUAUUUUGAAAAAGGUUGGUGUUUCAAGAACUUAG
Messenger RNA from Phaeoacremonium minimum UCRPA7, 1119 nucleotides. Its product is annotated as putative tubulin-specific chaperone c protein. Bases 1 to 1119 code for a protein of 372 amino acids. Gene Ontology annotation, molecular function: tubulin binding. NCBI's taxonomy places the organism in Eukaryota, Fungi, Ascomycota, Sordariomycetes, Togniniales, Togniniaceae. Gene Ontology annotation, biological process: post-chaperonin tubulin folding pathway; tubulin complex assembly. The record is from RefSeq and is a predicted model, not a curated record. The transcript has 4 exons. Gene Ontology annotation, cellular component: cytoplasm.